Messenger RNA from Cladophialophora psammophila CBS 110553, 1704 nucleotides. RefSeq lists its product as uncharacterized. The coding region runs from base 1 to 1704 and encodes 567 amino acids. Gene Ontology annotation, biological process: rRNA methylation; box C/D sno(s)RNA 3'-end processing. Gene Ontology annotation, molecular function: rRNA methyltransferase activity; histone H2AQ104 methyltransferase activity; RNA binding. NCBI's taxonomy places the organism in Eukaryota, Fungi, Ascomycota, Eurotiomycetes, Chaetothyriales, Herpotrichiellaceae. The transcript has a single exon. The record is from RefSeq and is a predicted model, not a curated record. Gene Ontology annotation, cellular component: box C/D methylation guide snoRNP complex; small-subunit processome.
AUGAAGACCACCUAUUCGCUGAUUGGCCUCAGACGGUGGUCAUGCAAAAGCAAGGAACUACCUCUUGGACCUACAAUCAAGGCUAUUCACGUCUACGACUUUGACAACACUCUCUUCAACAGUCCCUUACCUAACCCCCAGAUAUGGGCGCAACCUACGGUCAGCCUACUUCAGACAUACGAGACUCUCGCAUAUGGAGGAUGGUGGCAUGACAGCAGCAUCCUUGCAGCCACAGGAGACGGGCUUGAGACCGAAGAACCCCGCGCAUGGGAGGGUCACUGGAACGAAACUGUGGUCGAACUUGUCGAUCUGAGCAGCCAAACCAAGGAUGUCCUCACGGUUUUGCUCACCGGGAGAGGAGAGACGUAUUUCGCGGAUCUGGUCAACAGGAUUUGCAACUCGAGGAAACUCGACUUCGACAUGGUCGUGCUAAAACCGGAAGUGGGCCCGUCCAGCCAGCAAUUCGAGAGCACUAUGGCUUUUAAGCAGGAAUUCCUCAAAGAGUUGGUCUUUACGUAUAAGAAUGCGGACGAGAUCCGGGUCUACGAGGAUCGCGCCAGACACGUCAAAGGGUUUAGGGAUUACUUUGAGCGUUUGAACAAAUCAUUCCUGUCGCACCCAGUCGACCAGCCGCCCCCACCUCGGAAGCCCAUCACUGCUGAAGUGAUCCACGUCUGUGAGUUGAAGUCUACACUUAACCCAGAGGCCGAAGUCGAGGUCGUCCAGCGAUGUGUCGCUCGCCAUAAUGAGGCAAUCUCUAAUGGGAGCCCAACUCUGACCAAGACUGUCCGCAAGCACCUGAAGAUCGACCAGCAGUUUUGCUACUUUGGCUACAUGAUCAACCAAACCGACUCUGCUCGCCUCUUGACACUGUUCAAUAUCUCACCUGGUAUGAUUGAUUCUGGUGAAGUUCGUCUUUUUGCCUCGAGUAUCCUCAUUACGCCUUAUUAUCCUCGGAACGACAUUCUCAAGAAGGUUGGCGGACGCGGGAAAAAAGUCACUUGGCAGGUUACCGGCAUCGCCAAGUUUGAAGACCGUAUUUGGGCUGCUCGUGUUGCACCGGUAUCAGAUACACAAAUAUACACGCAAGAUCCCACACCCCUUGUUGUCCUUGCCGUCCGAAAGGGGUCCAGGCAGAUCGACGCGGCGAGAAUACCUUCCUGGCAAUCCGUCCCUCCGGACAGGGCAUUCAUGUUCGAAACCACAGUAGCUGACAAGGUCAUGUUGAAAAUCGAAGACGAUCACCCCCGAAGUCAACGAUGGCCAGGAGGAAACCGGAGGGGUCAUUUUGGCAAUGAUGCUGAGACUGGACAUAAGCGCAAAUAUGCACCAGACGAACAGAACUCGCGGAACAGAGAUUCGUAUGCGCGGGUCGCGGCUGGAAGCGACAGAGAUGAUGGUGGUUACCGAGGAGGGAGGUUUGCACAACGUAACCAGCAAAGUAAGGCUAACUUCAACAAUCGCAACAAUCCAAACCUACCCGGAGGGAGAGGUAACAAUCCAGGCGCAAAUGUUGGCACCAGACAGCGUGGUGGCGGCCAAGGUGCGGGUGGGCAAAACAGAGGGCGAAACAGCGGUCCUGCUGGUGGAGGUGGCGGUCGAGGAGCACCGGCAUAUAAGAGCCUCGACGACUAUCCACCAGGAAACUUUGAUGGGGCCAACGAUCCGAAGACUGGGUCGGGCGAAAUGGUCAUGAACUAUUAG